Molecule: messenger RNA, 607 nt
Organism: Suillus clintonianus
Lineage: Eukaryota; Fungi; Basidiomycota; Agaricomycetes; Boletales; Suillaceae
Exons: 2
Coding region: 313-561 (82 amino acids)
Molecular function (GO): protein binding
Source: RefSeq, a predicted model, not a curated record
ACGUGAACGACGUAAAGCGAAGCUCGAGAGCCGACGCGGGGCGCAUCAAUCAAGGGCGAUUGCGAAGGUACAGUUCCGCAGGCCUAUAAUGUUGUCUCGAGUGUUCCAAGGGUGCUUGCAUGCCAGAAGAGUGUAUGAAUGUUAUAAACAUUUGCAUUUCAGACCUCGAUCGGUCAUUAACAUUGCUCAUACACCAUCAUUCUGACACCCCGGUUAUUUUUGAUUUUCACGGACCCCAAGACCCAGCUGUACAGCUAUUUCAUCCUCUGGUACUUAUAUCUUCCAAUCGUGUAAUCGUCUAAGCAUCUUGCCAUGCUGGUCCAUUCCAAAAACCAUAGGGCAGAAGCAAAGUUUAACGUUACUACUGAAUUCCCACAUCUGGGGCUUCAUUCAGCUGCUGUAUCUGGCGAUAUCAGACUAGUUCAGUUUGCCCCCAAUCAUGGCCAACCUGUCAAUUCUGUACUAGACGGCAUUCUCCCUCUACGCGCUGCUUGUGCAGGUGGUGAUGAUCUCGUAGUUAAUCUCCUUGUCAAACACGGAGCAGACGUUAAUUCACCAUGACCCACAACUCCGAUCGCAUGCAUUCUUUCCACAGACUUCCCCGCAC